Messenger RNA from Cucurbita moschata (crookneck pumpkin), 2735 nucleotides. RefSeq names its product cryptochrome-1. The coding region runs from base 580 to 2448 and encodes 622 amino acids. NCBI's taxonomy places the organism in Eukaryota, Viridiplantae, Streptophyta, Magnoliopsida, Cucurbitales, Cucurbitaceae. The record is from RefSeq and is a predicted model, not a curated record. The transcript is spliced from 6 exons. Gene Ontology annotation, cellular component: cytoplasm; nucleus. Gene Ontology annotation, molecular function: blue light photoreceptor activity; FAD binding; DNA binding. Gene Ontology annotation, biological process: blue light signaling pathway; entrainment of circadian clock by photoperiod; circadian regulation of gene expression.
UUGUUUUUCUUUAAUUAUUGAUUAUUUAUCUGCUUCAAGUGAAAUGAUGACCUUGAGAUUUCAGCCCCUUUUUUGUUUUUUGGUUGGUAGGGCUAAGUGGGUUUCUGAUAUCUUACUGAAAAAGUUGUAAUCUUGCUAGAAUCCUCGAUAGAUUUCAGAUUAUGUAUAGAUUUCGUGUUGAUAUUUCCUGGUUUCGGUAAAUGGUAUUCUUGUAUGACGAUUGUUGGGAAGAGUCAUAAGUUUGUCUCAGAUCUACUAUAAUUCUUGAAGCUGCUCCGAUCAUACUUCAAGAGUUCUUGUGCAUUUUUCCCCUGGCUCUCUUUCUAUCAGCUUGUGAUUGUAAAUUGUGCUCGUGAUUGGUUUUAAGCUGUUGAGACGGCGUUGGCACCGUGUCCUAAUUUGAGAGUGGUCAACUUGAUCAUCUGGGGUAGUUAUGGCCCCCUUUUCCGUUGCCAGACGCAAUUGGGGGGACCAUGGAAUCAUUGUGGUUCUUUACAUAGAUUCAGAUUUCUGAGAUGUUGAGAAGGCUUUAACCUUUCUGUCACUGAAGUGGAUGCUGGAAGCUCUGACUCCCCAAAUAUGGGUUGCAACAAGACCAUAGUAUGGUUUCGGAGAGACCUCAGGAUUGAGGACAACCCUGCUUUAACUGCUGCUGCUAGAGAUGGUUUUGUAUAUCCUGUGUACAUAUGGUGUCCUAAAGAGGAGGGACAAUUCUAUCCUGGACGGGUAUCAAGGUGGUGGCUGAAGCAAUCACUUGCCCAUUUAAAACAGUCAUUGAAAUCCCUUGGUUCGGACCUCGUGCUAAUGAAAACUCAGAGUACUAUUUUCUCUCUUCUGGAGUGUAUCAAUGCUAUUGGGGCAACAAAAGUAGCAUUUAACUGUCUCUACGAUCCCAUUUCACUUGUCCGAGACCACAAUAUUAAAGAAAAACUAGUUGAACUCGGAAUUUCUGUACAGAGCUACAAUGCAGAUCUUUUAUAUGAGCCAUGGGACGUAUAUGAUGAAAAUGGGAAUGCUUUUACGACCUUCAAGGACUAUUGGGGUAAAUGUCUUCUUUUGCAGAAGGAAUUUAUUUCAACUCUCCCUCCAUGGAAACUACAACAUGCUGCAGGAUCAGUGGGAAGUUGUUGCAUUGAGGAACUAGGUCUUGAAAAUGAAUCAGAGAAAUCUAGCAAUGCAUUACUAGCAAGAGCUUGGUCGCCAGGGUGGAGCAACGCUGAUAAGGCUCUGGCUGAAUUUGUAGAAAAUCAUCUGCUAGAAUAUGCGAAAAAUAGGCAACAGCUGGGCGGUAGCUCGACAUCUCUACUGUCCCCAUACCUACAUUUUGGGGAAGUAAGUGUCUGGAAGGUUUUCCAAAAAGUGAGAAUGAAACAGAUAUUGUGGGCAAGAGAGGAAAACGCUGUAGGGGAACAAAGCACAAAUCUGUUUCUCAGAGCUAUAGGGCUCAGAGAGUAUUCCCGUUAUAUAUGUUUCAACUUUCCAUUCACCCAUGAGAGAUCAUUGCUGAGCAGCCUGAAGUUCUUCCCUUGGCAUGCUAGCCAGAAUAACUUUAAAGCUUGGAGGCAGGGUCGAACUGGCUACCCAUUGGUUGAUGCUGGAAUGAGAGAGCUUUGGGCAACUGGAUGGAUACACAACAGAAUAAGAGUGAUUGUUUCUAGCUUUGCAGUAAAGGUUUUGCUUCUUCCUUGGAAAUGGGGAAUGAAGUAUUUCUGGGACACUCUUUUAGAUGCAGAUUUGGAAAGUGAUAUCCUUGGUUGGCAAUAUAUUUCUGGGAGUUUGCCAGACGGCCAUGAACUUGAGAGAUUGGACGAUCCACAGAUUCAAGGCUCAAAAUACGAUCCAGACGGAGAAUAUAUUAGGCAUUGGCUGCCUGAGCUAGCACGAAUGCCGACCGAGUGGAUUCAUCAUCCUUGGGAUGCACCUCAGACUGUCCUAAAAGUUUCAGGAGUUGAGUUAGGUUUAAACUAUCCUACACCGAUAGUUGACUUAGACUUGGCUGCUAAUCGAUUGAGAGAAGCCAUAAUCAAAAUGCGGGAAAUUGAAGCAGCUGCUGGGGCAAAUUCAAAUGGUACAAAUGAAGUUGUUAUGGAUAAUGCAGAUAGGAUUCAAUCCUUGGGUACUGCAAAUGUUGUAGCAGAGCCAAAAACCUGUGCUACUUAUUCUUCUAAUGAUCAGAAGGUACCCAUGAUUCAAACUUCAAAGGUUGAUAAUCCAUUGAGUAGGAAACGGUCUAAGCCUAUGGAAGAGAAAGGAGAAUUUCAAUAUAAUAUUCGCAACGACGUACAAAGUGAAGCUGGGACGUCGAAACCAGACGAAGAUUUAUGCUCUACUGCUGAAUCUUCAUCAUCUAAGAAGCCAUCCACCAGCAGAACUUCCUUUUCUGUUCCACAGUUUUGUUCUUCAUCAAAAGGGCUGCCAGAAUCAUCUGAAGGAACUACUGAUAGAUGAGACUUCAAUUAAUGAUAGAGAACUUCGGAAUGAUAAUGGUUUCACAUCUCAUUGUUGGCUUGUGCGUGCUGAUGUUUGGUACACUUUUUGAUCUCUAAAGGUACCGAGUUUAGAUGCCUCCUCCUUUCUGUACAUAUAAACAUACUCAUAAAACAUAAAACUGUGCACAACUUUAUUCGCAAAUUUGUCCAAAUAUGUGCAGUUUCCCAUUGUAAUUCCUUCAAGUCCUCGAGUAUCUUGACCAUGGCAUGGUAUUGAAGUAUGUAUCAUUCAAAUUUAUGUGGUUA